Molecule: messenger RNA, 7425 nt
Organism: Ailuropoda melanoleuca (giant panda)
Lineage: Eukaryota; Metazoa; Chordata; Mammalia; Carnivora; Ursidae
Gene: ITGA9
Product: integrin subunit alpha 9
Exons: 27
Coding region: 22-2952 (976 amino acids)
Biological process (GO): integrin-mediated signaling pathway; cell-cell adhesion; cell-matrix adhesion
Cellular component (GO): integrin complex; external side of plasma membrane
Molecular function (GO): integrin binding
Source: RefSeq, a predicted model, not a curated record
ACAGAAUGUUCUUUCUUCUUGAUGUGCAGGGUCCUUGUGGGAGCACCAAAGGCAGAGUCCAAGUACAGCACUUCAGUGAAGUCCCCUGGCGCUGUGUUUAAGUGCCGUGUCCACACCAACCCUGACCGGAGAUGCACCGAAUUGGACAUGGCUCGAGGGAAGAGUCGGGGCAUGCCGUGUGGAAAGACCUGCCGGGAAGACCGGGAUGAUGAGUGGAUGGGGGUGAGCCUGGCCCGGCAGCCCAAGGCUGAUGGCCUCGUGCUGGCCUGUGCCCAUCGCUGGAAGAACAUCUACUAUGAAACAGACCACAUCCUGCCCCACGGCUUUUGUUACAUCAUCCCGUCCAAUCUCCAGGCCAAAGGCAGGACGUUGAUCCCUUGCUAUGAAGAGUAUAAGAAGAAGUACGGAGAGGAACACGGCUCCUGCCAGGCUGGGAUAGCAGGCUUCUUCACUGAGGAGCUGGUGGUGAUGGGCGCUCCAGGGUCAUUUUAUUGGGCCGGGACAGUCAAGGUGCUGAACCUUACAGACAACACCUAUCUCAAGCUGAACGAUGAAGCGAUCAUGAACAGGCGGUACACUUACCUGGGCUAUGCAGUGACGGCCGGCUCCUUCUCUCGCCCGUCCACCACCGAUGUGGUUGGAGGUGCCCCCCAGGAUGAAGGCAUCGGGAAGGUUUAUAUUUUUAGAGCUGAUCGAAGAUCGGGCACCUUAAUUAAGAUUUUUCAGGCAUCAGGUAAAAAGAUGGGCUCUUACUUCGGCUCCUCCUUAUGCGCAGUUGACCUGAACGCGGAUGGCCUCUCUGACCUGCUGGUGGGGGCCCCCAUGUUCUCUGAGAUCAGGGAUGAGGGGCAGGUCACCGUCUACAUCAACAGAGGAAAUGGAGCCCUCGAGGAGCAGCUGGCCCUGAGCGGUGAUGGUGCCUACAACGCACACUUUGGAGAGAGCAUCGCCAGCCUAGGCGACCUUGAUGAUGAUGGGUUCCCAGAUGUGGCCAUCGGCGCACCCAAGGAGGACGACUUCUCUGGGGCUGUCUAUAUCUAUCAUGGCGAUGCUGGCGGGAUUGUCCCUCAGUACUCAAUGAAACUGUUGGGCCGGAAGAUAAGUCCGGUUCUGCGGAUGUUUGGGCAGUCCAUAUCAGGAGGCAUUGAUAUGGAUGGAAAUGGCUAUCCUGAUGUAACUAUUGGAGCCUUCAUGUCUGACAGCGUGGUUCUUCUAAGGGCGAGACCGGUCAUCACGGUGGAUGUCUCCAUCUUCCUCCCAGCCUCCAUCAACAUCACGGCGCCUCAGUGUCACGACGGGCUGCAGCCUGUGAACUGCCUGAACGUCACCGCCUGCUUCAGCUUCCAUGGCAAACACGUCCCAGGAGAGAUUGGUCUCAAUUACGUUCUGACGGCUGAUGUGGCCAAAAAGGCAAAGGGCCAGUUGCCCAGGGUCUACUUUGUGUUGCUGGGAGAGUCCGUGGGUCAGAUCACAGAGAAGCUACAGCUGGACCACAGGGAGGAGACGUGUCAUCACUACGUGGCCCACGUGAAGCGGAGACUGCAGGACGUCAUCAGUCCCAUCGUGUUUGAAGCCGCCUACAGCCUGGGCGAGCACGUGACCGGACAGGAGGAGAGAGAGCUGCCAGCUCUGACACCGGUGCUCCGCUGGAAAAAGGGACAGAAGAUUGCCCAAAAGAAUCAGACUGUCUUUGAGAGGAACUGCCGUUCGGAGGACUGUGCCGCCGACCUGCAGCUCCAGGGUCAGCUGCUGCUCUCCAGUGUUGAUGGGAAAACCCCCUAUCUAGCUUUGGGGGCUGUGAAGAAUAUAUCCCUAAACAUCUCCAUCUCAAACCUCGGGGAUGAUGCCUAUGAUGCCAAUGUGUCCUUCAACGUUUCCCGGGAGCUCUUCUUCAUCAACAUGUGGCAGAAGGAGGAAAUGGGCAUUUCCUGUGAACUGCUUGAAUCAGACUUCCUCAAAUGCAGCGUGGGAUUUCCUUUCAUGAGGUCAAAAUCGAAGUAUGAAUUCAGCGUGAUCUUUGACACAAGCCACCUGUCUGGGGAAGAGGAAGUUCUUAGCUUCGUCAUUACUGCUCAGAGUGGCAACGUGGAACGCUCCGAGUCCCUGCACGACAACACCCUCACGCUGACGGUGCCGCUGAUGCACGAAGUGGACUCAUCCAUCACUGGAAUCGUGUCUCCAACCUCCUUUGUGUAUGGCGACUCUGUGGACGCAUCCAACUUCAUUCAGCUGGAUGACCUGGAGUGUCACUUCCAGCCCCUCAACAUCACCCUUCAGGUCUAUAACACUGGGCCAAGCACCCUCCCUGGGUCAUCUGUCAGCAUCGCUUUCCCCAGUCGACUCUCACCUGGAGCUGCGGAGAUGUUUCAUGUCUGGGAGAUGGUGGUGAGCCAAGAGAAGGGAAACUGUUCUUUCCAGAAAAACCCAACCCCCUGCAUCAUCCCUCAAGAGCAAGAAAAUAUCUUCCAUACAAUAUUUGCCUUUUUCACAAAGUCUGGAAGAAAAGUCUUGGACUGUGAAAAAACAGGAAUUUCUUGCCUAACAAUGCACUGUAACCUUAGUGCACUUGCUAAAGAAGAAAGUCGUACUAUAGACAUUUAUAUGCUGCUGAACACAGAAAUAUUGAAGAAGGACAGUUCAUCUGUCAUCCAGUUUAUGACCCGUGCCAAGGUCAAGGUGGACCCUGCCCUGAGGGUGGUGGAGAUAGCCAAUGGGAACCCAGAAGAGAUGAUGGUGGUCUUCGAAGCUUUGCACAAUCUGGAGCCCCGGGGCUAUGUGGUGGGGUGGAUCAUCGCCAUAAGUUUGCUGGUGGGAAUCCUCAUCUUCCUGCUGCUGGCUGUGCUGCUCUGGAAGAUGGGCUUCUUUCGCCGAAGGUACAAAGAAAUCAUUGAAGCUGAGAAAAACCGGAAAGAGAACGAAGACGGUUGGGACUGGGUCCAGAAAAACCAGUGACCUGCCACACCAGUCACGUGACCCAAUCAUUCACCUGUUGUCCUUGAGCUUUGUAUCUUCCAUAUUUGGAAGAAAGAAUCUUCUCCAGAUUUUUCGGAGGCCCCACUGAUGCUGUUCUCUUCCUCAUGUUACCAAGCCCAGGAGCCAACCUGAGGCAGCCACUCUGGCCAGGUCACAUGACUGGAGCCACCACCCAUGUCCUUUUAGAGAUGAACUCCGACCUUUGGAAAGCAAGUUACAGAGCUGAGCAAUAUUUAUGGAUGCAACACGCGUGGUCAACCCUCAGGGGAAAACUGUUACCUAAAAGUAUUUUUAUAAAUAUAAGCCUUUUAUACUGAUUAUGUCUUUAUAUUUGUAUCGAUGUUUUAUUAUUUCUAUUCAAUAGUUAUAUAAUUCACUCAAGCACUGAUAUCUGGCCUGAAAGCUUGGAAGUACAUGUGCAUUCAUACAAAUUUUAAAUGAUAAAAACCUGAUUGUGCUUUGGAACUUGCUGUUAAAAGAGACUUGCGGAUAAAAUAAUCUGAAGAAAACUCGUGGGGUGAAUCCACGGAGCUGGCGGUGCUGCGUAUGAACUGUGGUGGUGGCGAGACCCCAAGACAGUUCACAUCUUUAUUGCUGGAGUCAAGUUCGAAGUAAUGUGUUAAAGAGCUAUGAGUGGUUCUUCAUAUGUACCUUCCAUUGGAGAUUUCCAGCAGGAAUUUGGGUGGAAAAACCUGAUCCUGGCCCAGGUCCACUCUCUAUCACCUGUACAGCAGACACCAUACCCUCCUCAGCCUGGACUGAGAUGAGAGCCUGGGGCAAGGCCAUUCAGUCAUCUGGUAAACCUCAGAAUGGUGUCUCGUCCUGGACAUCAUGCAUCAGAGUCCACACACCACAGGGACUCAAUCGGUGCUCACCGAGCAAAGACUUGUGUCUGAAUGCUGUGAUGUGUUGCCUUUUCAUCGAGUUCAGAGGUCUCCACUUCCCCUCUCGUUCUUGCUGUCCCAGCGAAUGGUGACUGCAGAUCCCCUCCCAGAGCUGACCGACCAUUCAACCUGUCCUUCGUUUUUAAAAUAGUGUCUUCAGUGAGGUUCCCAAAGAGUGGACUCUGAUACAAGGAUUUGCAUGCAAGUAACUGAUUAAGGGAGCGUCCUGGGCCCAGAAGAUGGCAGUAGGGGUGUGAGGGAAGCAGGGCAGGGGAGGGGAGGAAGCCAGGUAAUCGUGCCAUUUCAGAGGACAUCCCAUGGAGGGUAGCUUCAGCCUGAUCCUGCAAGCGCUCUGGAGGGCGAGUGAGGUCUCAGAGUUGCCCCAACCUAAGGCAAAGGAGCUGAGCUUUCAUAUCCUUGUACCCAGGGGAGGUGUAAACUUCCCACUCUUCUCGGUUCCUGCUGGCAGACCGUCUCCAGUAGCCGGAGGGCAGUCCUCUAAAGGAAAGUUGGAAGUGCAGCCCCAGCCCCCCGGCGGGGGGUGGGGGGGGUCGUCCAGACACAAUGUGAAAGAAGUGAUGCACAGGGAUCUGGGUAUAGCACAGACAUCUGCCCUGCCUCCUGCAUGCACAAGUGCUGAGUUGGGGCCCUCAGUUCCAGUCUCCCCAUUUGACCGUGUUUAUUAUCAGAGGCACUGCUGCCCGGUUUUGAGUGCAAUGUGAUUUUCUAAAAGGGCAAUGAGACGAUGGGUGUAGUGUGCUCCGCACCGCGCCUGGCCCACAGUGAACAGUCAGUGCCUGUGGCAGCUCUGGCUGCUGUCCCCACAAACCCUGUGCUGAGAGAAAAACCAUGUGGCUAAGAAAAGGGUCUGACAGAGUCCUUAAAACCUGUGGCUUACUAUGGCCCGCUGAUGCCCCAGGUACUUAACAGAUGGCAUCAAAUGGGAGUGAAACAAAUAAGACGAAAGAUCUUUCUCGCUCGGCCUUGUUUGCUGGAAACUAACAUAUUGUGGGGUCUGUGAACAUUGUUGCAAAGACACAGAACUGUGCUCCAGAGGAGACAGGUUUUCUGUGCACGUACUUGGCUAAUAUUUGCAAAGAAAUCUCAAGGUGGGCCAGAAUCGUGAGAGUGCUGGGCAGCUGUGAACCCGGCAUGGAACGUAAGUGUCUUUUCAUCCCUCAUUAUGCAGUUGAUUCUGAUGCAGGAAGACGGUGUAUGUAUCACGUGUCCCAUCUGGUGAAUAUGGGGAUAGACAACCAAACCAGAGGGUCUGUGGCAUGAACGAGGCUGAUCUUCGAAAGAAGUCAGGGAUGUUGCUUCUAAUGGAGGGACGGAGGCACAGAGGUAGCCACUGGGCGGAUGCAGGCAAAGAAACCAGUUCUCAGAGUUCACCUGGGACUUUUAUCAAAAGUAGUAAAGGCAGCUUUGAGCGGGUCUUAGUCACUCCUUUCAAGGAUACUUGGUGGCCCCUGCGGUGCUAGGUGCUGCGAGUUCCCCUGAGAACACCACAGGCACGUUUGGCCUGGAAAGCCAGACCUCCCUGCAAGGGGAGUGUAGAGUGUGGAUUCCCUUGAGACCCCACAGGGGGUCUGUAGCUUUCCUUGGAUGGAUUCUUGUUCACUGUGUCACACUGUCCUUUAAUAAACCAUUGAAGAUUCUUAGGUGAUUUUUUAGGCCUGGGUCAGCUCCAUCAGUGGCUUUGGACACAUGCCGCUAUAGCCACUAACCAGCUUCCCGCAAGGGGUGCGGACGCACGGCGGUGGUCUGGAGGAGGACUCACCCUGCUCCUGCGGGCAGCCUCAGAGCCAGGAUCUCUUCGCCUCUGGUCGAUUCUGAUGGUAGACCCACAAGGGUACUCAUACACUCAGGCGAUCACUAAGGCUUCAUAGGACAGUUUUUUAAAAAAUUGGCGUUGGCAUCACCAGGAGCAAACACCGGCAGCCACUCCAGGAAUCUGUCUGGGGAAGGCUGGUUCCACUGCAUGUCCGAUGGGGCCAAGUAGCAGGUGGGGCAACAGGGAGCCAUUUAACACGUGGAUAAAGAUGCCGAGCCACUGUGAGCCCGCUCUCAGCUGGGCAUCUAUCCAGCUCCGCCCCAGCUCAGAAGCUCCCAAGAGGCUCUCAUUGGAAGCAGGCAGGGUGAAUGGUGUCUGUGUGUUACUCCUCCAGAAUAUUCUUUUAAAAGUCCACAGUGCAUUCCCAUUUCUAACGUUCCUGCUCCUAUGGGCUCCCUGUGGAAUCCUGUCAGAUAGUCUCUCUUACCCAACUGUGGCAGCUUUUAGUUACAGGUUCAGUAUGGUUUUCACUGUCAGAAAUAUGGAGGCGCUUUUUAAAUAUGAAAAAGGACCUUUGUAAAAAUUGAGGAAAAUCAUGCCCUCUGUUCAAAAAUGAUUCGCUUAUGCUUCGUUGAUAUGGGACUCAUGAGUUGAGAACAUCCCCACCAUGAGUCCUAGAUCUGUCACCAAGAAGAGGCCAUGAAGUUUAGGAGCAAGGUGACACUAGGAGAAGGAAGUGGGCCCACUGGCUUUAUGGGGACUGACAGGCAGACAUCAGGAAUCAGGUCUCUCAGUCAGCUCUUCGGGAAGAUUCCAUCACCAGGAGGAUUCUGAAGUCUGAUAAAUGUUGUAGAAAAUCCAAUAGCUGUCCUUCACCAAGUCAUGCGUAGCCUACCGUCUUUGAGCCAAAGACAAGGAGGCUAAAAGCAAACAGAAAACUAGCAGGAACAUCUGAGACCUGUUUUCAGUGCGUAAGUAUAAUAGAUCCCCCAAGUGAUACAUGUGCUGUAUGCUACCUGUUAAAGCCCUAGAGGGUCAUUUUUUAAAGGUUAUUCGACUACUUUUAUUUUUGGAAAAGGCUUUAUGGCCAGGGGAAUGCCAUUCAGUUACACAUAGGUCACAUCAGAAAUGUGCAUUUGGUGAAACCUACGUACCCCUGACUCAAACUUCCGGGAAUUUAGAGGCACUGCAGAAGGACGGUCAUGCGGGGAAGGGCCCUGUAGAAGACAGAAGGCAGAAAGUGCGUGUCAUUUCAGAAAAGCUCCAAUGGACAGCGGUUUCGGCAAUGUGCUGCACUGCUCUAUAGAGCAGUGGUAUACACAGUGAGAAUAUUUUCUGAAGCAAAGAAUGGCUGAAGGGAGGAUACGGAGCCAGUAGGGCCAAGAUGAACCUUCUAGAAUGUCUUCCGGUUUUCAGCACGUUGGGGGGAUAAUGAACAAAUUUCCCAUGUGGUGCAAUGCUUUAUAGCACAAUGAUCUAGAUUUCAGACUUUGUUAAGGUUUUGUUUUUUGUUUUUUUUUUUUAAUUCUAACGUGCACGGUGUGAUGGGCAAAGUGAGUUUAAAAGCUUUACGAGUGAUUAAUUGCACGGCAGACACCCACGCUAACUUCACUUCCAGAACUUGACUGAUGCAUCCAUGUAUAUUUCCGUUGAGGAAUUUUGGUGGGAGAGGUGUUCCUCCUUACAAAGUCACGUGUAUUAAAGUCUAUGCAGUCACUUCUAAUUCACUUGCACUGUUUGGGAAAUGCAGGUUUACAAAAAUACAUGUUUGGAAUAAAAAAUGGCUGCAAAUGA